Sparassis crispa is the source of this 6657-nucleotide messenger RNA. RefSeq lists its product as hypothetical. Gene Ontology annotation, molecular function: ATP binding; ATP-dependent chromatin remodeler activity; methyltransferase activity. The transcript has 9 exons. The record is from RefSeq and is a predicted model, not a curated record. The coding region runs from base 1 to 6657 and encodes 2218 amino acids. NCBI's taxonomy places the organism in Eukaryota, Fungi, Basidiomycota, Agaricomycetes, Polyporales, Sparassidaceae.
AUGCCCAGAGGUCAAGCCAAAGCGUCUUCCAGCAAGGGGCAGAAAUCCAUCACCUCUUUCUUCGGUGGCAAGAGUACCCACAAAAAGCAGGCCAAAAAUGAGGAAACUGCCAGCGAGGACGAGCCCGCUGCAGUGUCGUCCGACGUCGAGAUGGUCGCUGAAACAUCAAAGGGCGCCGCUCCCGACUCGUCCGACCUCCCGCCCAUCCAUCGAAUUCCCGCCAUCUUCUCUGACCUCGUAGGUCGUGUUCCAGAGAUAAAGACCGUCGCGCAGCAUCUCGAAGGCCGCAAGAUGCGCAUCGCGACCAUGUGCUCGGGCACCGAGUCACCCCUUCUCGCUCUCGACCUCAUCAGACGCUCCAUCCUCGAGCACUACGACGUGCAUCUCGAGUUUGAACACGUGUUUUCGUGCGAGAUCGAGCCUUUCAAGCAGGCGUAUAUCGAGCGCAACUUCCAGCCGCCGCUCCUCUUCCGUGAUGUUUGUGAGCUGGGCGACAGUCACGCCACCACUGCUUACGGUGCGCUCGCGCCUGUUCCAGGAGAUGUCGACAUCUUGAUAGCAGGCACGUCCUGCGUCGAUUACUCGAACCUGAACAACGAGAAGCAGGACAUUGACGCCAACGGCGAGUCCGGUCGCACCUUCCGCGGUAUGAUGUCCUGGGUCACGAACCAUAGGCCACCCCUCGUCAUACUCGAGAAUGUCUGCGGUGCGCCAUGGGGCCGCGUCGUGCAGUACUUCGAGAAGAAGGGCUAUUCCGCUGAGCACCUGCGCGUCGACACCAAGAACUUCUAUAUCCCGCACACUCGCACGCGCGUAUACCUCCUCGCUGUCGAUCAGCAGCACUCGCGCAUGCCUAGCCAGUGGAAGGACUGGAUCGGAAAGCUCAAGAGGCCCGCGUCGUCGACGCUCGACGCGUUCCUUCUCCCGUCAGACGACCCCCGCAUUUACCAGGCACGGGAGAAGCUUGUAUCAGAGAGCUUCAAUGGUGUUGAUAGGAGGACGGGCAGGACGGACUGGGGGCGAUGCGAGUCCCGUCAUCAGCGGGCCAGGCUCGAGGAAGAAUUGGGUGGGAAGCGCCCGCUCACUAACUGGGACGAAGGUGGUUUUUGUAAGAUGCCCGACUUUGCUUGGAACGACUGGGCUGUUGGCCAGGUCGAGCGAGUCUGGGACUUGAUGGAUAUCAGUAUCCUUCGUUCGGCCGUGAAGGGCGUCGACCCAUCUUACAAGACGCAAGUUUGGAACUUAUCUCAAAAUGUCGACCGCACAAUUGGAUCAAACAAGGUUGGAAUAUGCCCCUGUCUCACCCCGUCCAUGAUUCCCUACAUCACAAAUCGCGGUGGGCCAAUGGUCGGUCUCGAGGCGCUGUCCAUGCAAGGUCUCCCCAUUGACGAGCUGCUCCUGACGCGCGAGACGGAGGAUCAGCUUGCUGAUCUGGCCGGGAACGCUAUGUCUACCACUGUCGUGGGCGCGUGCAUCAUGGCCGCACUGAUCGUGGGCAGGAAGCUGCUCAAGGAGGGCAGUGACUCGGCUACGUACGAGGAGAAGCACGAGAACCUCAUGGACGUGGACGCCGCGAGCGUGCAGGAUGAUGUGAUGGAGGUGGACAGGCCUUCCUCAGCGUCCAUUGUCGAAGUGGAGGACCACGUCUCGGGCGAAGACCAGCUGACUGAGCAGCCGCUCGACCUCUCGUCGACCGCGGAGAUCGCUCUCGCACGCCUGCUUGCCAGCGCAGAGCAGAGCGCGCGGCUGUGCGAGUGCGAAGGCCGCAAGGACAUCACGGACCGUCCCCUGAACCUAUGCCGCGACUGCGGCGCCUCAUCCUGCGUCAAGUGCGGCGGGCGGCCGGAACACAACUUCACGCCAAUCGACGUCGUCGCGCACCCGCGUCUGUCCCCUUCCGCGUUCGCACAGCAGCUCAAGGCGAUGCUCCCUAUGUCACUCUCCGUCGCACACGUCACGCAGACGCUUCUCGACGAGCUCAAGGACGCCGCGGGCACAAGCGUGCCGGCGAAGCGCUGGGCGGGCUGGUGCGCGGCCGUUCUGCGAGCUACCGCGCACGAAUUGCGCUUCGUCGAGCCGAAGCGCCAGGAGAUAUGGGUCGCGACGUACCAGUCACCGGCAGCGUACCUCGAGCUGCAGCUGUACCCCCAGCGCCCUGAGUGGCGCCUCUUUGCGCGCCCCGAGGAGCGCGAGUCUGCGAACUCGGAGCUCCGCAAGGUGCUCGCACUCCCAGUGGGCCGCUUCGUGUGUACCAAUGGCUUGUUCGAGGGUACAUGGGAGUUUGCCCUGCCGUACACCAUCUCGGUGCCGCUCACGAUUAAGGGUAGCGACCUCGUUCCGGCGUGGGAGGCCAAACUGGGGCUGCAGGGCAAGGAGUUUAAGGAGAAGAUGGUGAAUUCAAUACUCACGGUCACCGUCCCCGAGGACAACGUUGGCCAGUUUGACCUCGAUAUCUCAGGCACAUAUACACUCCUGGACAAGUGUGGCACCGCGAAUUCUGCCCUGCACAAGAAGACCGGGCAGGACCCCAGCCUGCCGCCGAUAUUCUUCCUCCUGGACCCUACACGUUGUGGAGACCCGGCCGACGACAGUUUCGUGUUCUCGAUCAGUAAGCGGCGGUACGAGUAUGGCGAGACGCGUCCGAUUAUUUGCCAGCUCGACUCGAAGUGGCGGCAGUCGGACAGUGCUGAGGUGGAGAAGGUACACUGUCACAUCCCGUAUGGGUGGACGAAGUCUUCUGCGGUGUUGUUGACGCCCGGCACUGGCCACGAUGCGAUCUUCGCCGUCCCCGGAGACAACCUCGAGAUUAGCGUAUCCAACGAUGCCUGCGGCAGCGCCAGCGCGCUCCUCGUUUGCCGUGUCCCGCUCGGCGAGCAAGCCGGCCCCGAAUGGCCGCGUGGGACGUGGAAGGAGGUCGAUAAAGUUCACGAGCGCGUCACGUUCAAGGCGCUCGCCUGGCUCAUCGAGCGCAUCCGCAACGUAGGCGACCAGUUCAACAACUGGCGGGACGUGUCCCUCGAGGGUAAUCACGCGACCUGCGAACGCUGCGCACCGUUGCAGCCUGCGAUCCGCUGGACGAAGGUCCAGAAGAAGAUCAAGGCCAUCGAGGAUACCGUUCAGGCUGGCCAGUACGAGCGCAGCCUCAAAGGUCGCCCCGCGCCUUUCGUCACGCAGCUGAAGCUUGAGGAGAACGGCGUCGGCAUCGUGCGCAUUGGCGUGAACAUUACGUCGCUGAUGCACCGCGCGAUGUCGCGUCUCCCGACGGCCGGUCGCACGGAGAGCGUCUCUGUCUCGUGGCGGCUCAACACGGACUUCACUCCCGCGGCCAAGAUUCAGCUCCCGAAAUUCAAGCUGUCGAGUAACCGACGGGACCCGGAGCAUGCUCAGCCGCCGAGCUUCAGAAUCCCGCUGCGCCCUGAGCAGCUUCGCUCGCUGACGUGGAUGCUGCAGCAAGAGGACGUCGACGCCCCUCCCUUCAUCGAAGAGGAGAUUUCGGAAGCGAUCCUCGAGCCGCUCGGCUGGCGAGCGGAGGGUCGUGCCCAGCGCCCAGUGCACAUCCGCGGCGGCGUGCUCGCGGACGAGGUCGGGUACGGCAAGACCGCCAUCACGCUCGGGCUCAUCGACUCCGCGUCCAAGGACGUCGACAGGGAGUUCCGCAAAGUCAAGGACAUGAAGGGCAAGAUUCCCGUGAAGGCGACGCUCGUGAUCGUCCCGCCCCACCUUACGCGCCAGUGGGCGUCGGAGGUGAAGAAGUUCACGGGGAAGCGGUUCAAGGUCAUCGUGCUCUCGACGGCGACGAACUUGAACCCGCUUACGAUAGAGCAGGUGCAGGAGGCCGAUAUUGUCGUUGUCGCUUCUAACCUCUUCCACUCAAGUGUGUAUCUUGCAAACCUCGAGGCUUUCGCUGGCGCAGGAAGCUUCCCCGCUGCCGACGGCAGGUACUUCAACGCACGGCUGGACGCCAUCCUGUCUUCCCUCCGUGGUCAGGUCGACCGUCUGAGAGACGAAGGGGCAACUCAAGUAAUGGAUGCUAUCAAAGAAGGACGGAAGCUCGAUGAGGAUGAAUCCAACUUCUUUGUGCCGACCAAGAGGCUGAAGGGCAAGACUUACCGCGAUGCCGCUGAAGCAACAGGUACAGAGACGAAGAAGAAGCCUGCUGCGAAGCCUGAGCUUACCGCGGAGCCUGCGCCUUCCGCUGAUGCUCCCUCGAAGAGCCCACGCACAGGUAUGAUCAUGGAAGUGGUCAUCCCGAUCCCUCCUAAACGCAAGCUCUCCGCAGCAAGCUCGAGCGCAGCGUCCUCACCCAAGUCCUCGAUGGUGGCCUCAAGCCCGGCUGCCUCGUCUACUCCCGAAAUCACUGAAGCGGACGAGGACUCAGACAUGCCGAGACCUCGGAAGCGGCGAGCCACGAAGAAAGUCGCCAUCGUACUGUCUGAGGACGAAGAGCAGGCGGCUUCGGACGACGAUUUCAACCCUGAUGACGAGGAAGACGACAAGCCGAAGCGCGUUGUCAAGAAGACGGCGGGCGGUAAACGCUCCAAAAUCGCCACCACGUCCGCGUCGUCCGCUUACGAGGAGUCCUCUGCGGAGGAAACUGCAUCUGAAGAAGAGGACGCGAUAGAUACCGACGACGACGCUCCCAAGACCAAGUCGAAAUCCAAGUCGAAAUCCAAGUCGAAAUCCAAGGCGAAGCCCAAGUCCAAGCCCAAGCUUAAAGGGAGGGCUGCUAGCAGUAAGAGUACGGCGACGUCCGAAGAGGACGAGAUGGAUGUGGACGAUCCACCCACCACCAAGGGGAAAGGCAAGGCGAAGGCACCAAAGAAGCGUAAGGCCGUUGACGGUGACGACCGGCCUGCGAAGAAACAGAAGCGGAGGGAGGAUUCGGACCCGUGGAAGCUCGGAUCGCAUGUGGUGAAGAAGGAUUGGACGCAGAUGCAGGCGCCCCCGCUGGAGAUGUUCCACUUUGCGAGGAAGGUCGUCGACGAGUACACGUACCUGGAUGGCAAGAUCCAUUCGUUAGUGACGAAGCUGACCGCCGAGCGGCACUGGGUGCUUUCGGGUACUCCUCCCAUUCAUGACUUCGCGGCGCUGAAGACUAUUUCGGCGUUCCUCAACCUGCAUCUCGGUAUCGACGAUGACGGCGAAGGUCAGUCCGUCCAGGUCAAGAAGCGGCGACGCGAGCAAACAGCGGUGGAGAAGUUCCACUCGUUUCGUGAAGUACACACGCUGGAAUGGCACGCUCAUCGUCACGAGGUCGGUCAGACCUUCUUGGAUCGCUUCGUCCGUCAGAACAUCGCUGAGAUCGAUGAGAUCCCUUCGAAGCAAAUCAUCAAGAAGGUUGUUCUUCCAGCUGCGGAACGAGCCAUUUAUCUUGAGCUCGAACACCAUCUUCGUGCGCUCGACAUGACCAUCAAGCGCGGAAAGAAGAGCGAAAGCGAUCGCGAGAAGCGUAUGGCACAAGCCCUCGGGGACAGCAGCACUGCGGAAGAAGCGCUCCUCAAACGCUGCUCUCACUUUGAGCUUGACACCUCGGACAAGGAAAACGCCAUGAAGGCUUGCGAGGUUAUCGUCGACGAGCGGAAGAAGCAGCUGGAGAACUGCAAGACGGACCUCCUGAAGAAGCUCACCGAAGCCGUCAAGAUGGAGAAGCGCAUUGGGAAGACUGGCGAAGAGUCUUUGUUCCAGGAGUACAAUCGAGUGUCGCGCACCGAAGGCGUUGGCGAUGUAGACGCCACCGAGGUCGUCCAGGAACUGCUCGAUCAGGCCAACGUUCCGAAGCCCCUCCAGACGGUCACCAACCGGCAGAACGACAAGAAGGCACAGCUCCCCAAUAGCACUAAGGAGCUCAUUUGGGAGCACCGCGAGCAGACGCACGAGAUUCGCCGGGUGACAAAGGAGUUGGUGGGACGAGUGCGCUCGUUGCGGUACUUCACGGCCGUCCGAGAUUUGCAGAGGCAGUUGGACGUUCCUCCGGUCGUCUCUUGUCCGGGUUGCAAACGAGACAAGGUCCCCAUCAAUGAGGUCGCCGUCUUGUCGUCUUGCGGCCACAUGGGCUGUCUCAAGUGCGUCAUGUCGUCCGCCGAGAGAGAGGAAUGCGUCUAUGCAGCUUCGGGCAGGUGCAAGGCCGCUGCGCGGGCGCUGAACGUCGUGAAGGGUGACACCCUUGGUGUGGACGACGAAGCUCGCGACGGUCGCGGCAAGCAUUACGGCCUCAAGCUAGAGCAGAUUAUUGAGCUGAUCAAGAAGAAGAUACCGAGUGACGAACGUGUGCUCAUCUUCGUGCAGUUCCCGGAUCUCAUGAAGAAGGUCGGGGAAGCGUUGACGGCAAACCAUAUCAGCUUCCUCGAGAUCAAAGGUACAGCGACACAGAAGAGCAAGAACCUCGAGAAGUUCCAAAACGACAGCGAAGAGCGGGUGCUGCUUCUGAACGUCAUGGAUGAGAGCGCUAGUGGUGCCAACUUGACGUCGGCCAACCAUGCGAUUUUCCUGUCGCCGCUGCUCGCGCCCUCGCAGGAGAUUUACGAUGCGUGCGAGACGCAGGCCGUCGGACGUCUGAGGCGUUAUGGCCAGACGCAGCUCGUUCACAUCUGGCGGUUCCUCAGCACGGAGACCAUAGAUGUGGAGAUCUACGAGCAGAGGACAAAGACGAAGGUGUAG